CUGACCCCUCACGUGUAACCUUUCCCUUCCCUCCAUUUCAACAACGCUGAGGGAUCUGAAACAAAAGUUGGGCCUUGGUGUUAAAUAGCUUGUUGUGUUUUGUGACCUUUGAGAACUCUCUUUGAGCUACCCAGCUAGCUCUUGGGAGCCGGAAGUGUUGGUUAAAUAGCCUGAAUACUUGCGCAAGCGGAGUGGAAGCCUGAGGUGAAAAAUUAGGGUAGAAAGCACUAACAAACACACACAAACACCAACGUCAGAAAGGAAGCAAGGAGCACCAUGACACUGGAAGCGUUAGCUUCUGCUGAGCUUUCCAGCUUCCUCAUCUAUGACACCAUCACGGCCUCCCCACUCCUUCACCACGCUGAACCCUCCUCGAGCUCAAGCUUCCUCUUCCGCAGUGCCGGCGGCGAAGACGCAGUAGGCUCCCUUGGCAUCGGUCCUUCCCGUUCUGGAUUGGUGGGUGGCAUCCCCGCGGCCAAGGAGGAACCGAGGCCUGAGGCGGCAGCAGUAGGACAGGGAAAGAGGAAGCGGCGAAGGACGAGGACAUGCAAGAACAUGGAGGAAGCAGAGAACCAAAGGAUGACCCACAUUGCCGUCGAGCGCAACCGCCGCCGCCAGAUGAACGAGCACCUCGCAGUGCUGCGCUCGCUCAUGCCGGAGUCCUACAUCCAAAGGGGCGACCAAGCCUCCGUUGUUGGAGGAGCUAUCGACUUUGUCAAGGAGCUAGAGCAGCUUCUCCAGUCGCUGGAAGCACAAAAGAGAACACUGCAGCAACAGGCGGGGAAACAGGAGAGGAGUUCAUACAUCGGGGAAGCUGGAAGCAGCAGCAGCAGCAGCGGUAGCAGCGGUAGCAACAGCGACGUGGUCGAUUCCCCUCCCUUUGCCCAGUUCUUCUCCUUCCCGCAAUACAGUUGGUGCCACACCACCCAGGGCCAGGACCACCCUCCCUCGGAGAACCAGCUGCCGGCGUUGGCCGACAUCGAGGUGACACUGAUCGAGACUCACGCCAACGUCCGAAUCCUAUCGCCGAAGAGGCCCGGCCAGCUGUUCAAGAUGGUGGCUGGGCUUCACAACCUUAGCCUCACAAUCCUUCACCUCAACGUCACUGCCCUCGACUCCAUGGUGCUCUACUCUCUCAGUGUCAAGGUGGAGGAGGGAUGCAGUCUGACUGCUGUUGAUGACAUUGCAGCUGCCAUCCACCAUUUGCUUUCUCUGAUUGAAGCUGAGGUGACUGCCCUAGCUCACUAGGGCAAAUCAAUAACGGGUCCUGGGCCACUCUUUGAGUUUUCCAAAUCCUCUACAAGAGCGGUAUUAGCUGUUAACCACUUCUGCAUGUAAAGCUAUAUGAUCUGAUACCUUCCUUAA
This is a messenger RNA of Musa acuminata subsp. malaccensis (wild Malaysian banana), 1365 nucleotides long. Its product is annotated as transcription factor bHLH96-like. Gene Ontology annotation, biological process: regulation of transcription by RNA polymerase II. Lineage: Eukaryota; Viridiplantae; Streptophyta; Magnoliopsida; Zingiberales; Musaceae. Gene Ontology annotation, molecular function: RNA polymerase II cis-regulatory region sequence-specific DNA binding; DNA-binding transcription factor activity, RNA polymerase II-specific; protein dimerization activity. The record is from RefSeq and is a predicted model, not a curated record.